GGGGGUGGGAUUUCAGCAGCACGGCUGGAUUCUGUCUCGGUGGCUUUGCAAACCAAAGGAGACGCCACCUCCCUGCGGGGUGCCCAGCUCAGGGGGCAGAUGGUGUUCGUGGGGAAGCCUUGCUCCUUAUUUUGGGGGGCAUCAGAAAGGGGUAUGGGCUGCGAGGGAGGUCAGGCUGCUCCUGGUGCUCAUCCUUCUAGCCCUGCUGCAGCUGUGGCUUUUUCCACCCCGUUGGUUCUGCUGGGUGUCCCACCCGAGAUGGUCUCAGGCGCUUUCCCUGGUUGGUGUCCGGGUGCGUGUGUCCGUCCCGUAGCGGUUCCUUGGUGUGACACCCGCAGCGUUUCUCUAAAGAGGGCUCCUGGGCCUAUAAAUAGCUGCAGGCACACGUAGUGUCUCCGGACACAGAUACAUUUCCAUUAACAGAAAUAGGCUCGGGGCUGGUAGUGGCGCGGAACAGCCCGUCAGAAGAAAGUGAGCCACUAUGAAAGAGGAGGAGGUGAGGUCUGAACAUCUCCUCCCGCCCGAGAGCAGUGACGGGAGGAAUCGAGGUGCAACGGUUCUCGUCACCUACAGCGGGCAGGAGUACGCGGGGCUGGCGGAGCAGCACAACCCCCCCAGCGACAAGGUGAAGGUGCUGCAGCCCGAGCAGGGCUUGCACGCGUGCUGGAGGGUGCAGGACGUGCGGCCGGCCGCGGCCGAGGCGCUGCAGAGAUCUGUGUCCAGCAGUAUCGACGUCCCCAAGAGGAAAGACGAUGCCGCCGUGGAGAUGGACGAGAUGGUGGCGGCCAUGGUGCUGACCAGCCUCUCCUGCAGCCCCGUGGUGCAGAGCCCUCCUGCCAGCGACAGCGGCAUCCCCCCCUCGCGGGCAGCGUGCGAUCCCUGGAAGGAGAGCGGCGACGUGUCGGACAGCGGCAGCAGCACCACCAGCGGGCACUGGAGCGGGGGCAGUGACAUCUCCACCCCCUCGCCCCCCCACCCCGAGGGCAGCCCCAAGCACUCCAGCGAGGCCCUGAGCUCCCCGCCGGCUGACGACGGCUUCGAGACCGACUCCGACCCCUUUCUCCUCGACGAGCCAGCUCCGCGGAAGAGAAAGAACUCGGUGAAGGUGAUGUACAAGUGCCUGUGGCCGAGCUGCGGCAAGGUCUUGCGCUCCAUCGUCGGCAUCAAGCGGCACGUCAGGACUCAGCACCUGGGAGACAGCGCCGACUCCGACCAGCGGAAGCGGGAGGAGGAUUUCUACUACACCGAAGUGCAGGUGAAGGAAGAGCCCGCGCCGGAGGCGGCCGCCAGCCCCACGUCUGUAUCCGCGUCCGCUCCCAUCAUCAUCCAGCAAGCCCUGGCCAAGCCGGAGGCUCUGCUGCUGGAACCGCCGGCGCUGGAGCCGGCCCUGGCCAGCAGCGCGCUCAGCCAGUCUGCGCCCAGCUCCUUCUGGCACAUCCAGGCCGAUCACGCCUACCAGGCCUUGCCCUCCAUCCAAAUCCCAGUGUCCCCCCACAUCUUCACCAGCAUCAGCUGGGCCACUGCCACCUCGACUCUCCCGUCCCUGUCACCGGUGCGGAGCCGGUCGCUCAGCUUCAGCGAACCCCAGCCGCCCACGCCGAUGCUCAAGUCCCACCUGAUCGUCGCCUCGCCGCCCCGCGUGCCCCUCAGCACCAGGAAAGUCCGCGGUGAAGCCAAGAAGUGCCGUAAGGUGUACGGCAUCGAGCACCGGGACCAGUGGUGCACGGCUUGCCGGUGGAAAAAAGCCUGCCAGCGCUUCCUGGACUGAGCCUUCCCUCCCUGCUCCCACCCGGGGAGCACCGGAGUCCCUCACUGCUGCAACCAGGGACCUUGGAGGCACCUCCUGGGACUCCAGAAGAGACCUCCAGAGCUGCGUGUAAAUUCCUCCUUCUGUAUAUUGUACAUCAGCUGGGUUUGCUCUUUUUUUUUUUUUAAAAAAAAAACGUUUUCCAACUUUUUUUUUUUUUUUUUUAACAUGAAGAAUAUCUCCCUUUGUACAGUAAAAGCUGGGGCUGGGAGGAGGAAGCCGGCGGCUCGGCUGUCGGGGGGAGCUUCUAUAGGUGAUCUGGGGACCAAAGAGCUUCCUGCAUUUCCCAGGUCAGCACUAAAGCCUCCUGAACCGCCGCACCGUGGCCGGGGUGAGGCGUUGAGGCAGCUUUUCCCUGUCCCUUCGCUACCUAGAAAGUGCAAAUCCCUCGUGUCCUUUAAGGGAUGGUGUCAAUAACAACGAGAGCUUUAAAAAAUGCUGUUGGGCUGUUGCUAGCAGGGCAGGGAUGAUUCUCGGGGCAGGAGUCACGGGUUUCCCUCCCCAGUGCCCGUGCGGAUGUGGGCUUUAUUCGCGUUGCAUCGCACGGUAGCUCGAGUCUGUGCGUGUCUGGUUCCAGUUUGUUGGUUUGGAGGGAAGAAAACCUUGUAAUCAGGAAAACUGUCGGGGUUUUUAAAGCAAAAGCAGCUAUUCCUUCUCAUUUUAGGCUUUGUACCUCUGCUUCGUUCCGUGAAAAUCUACAUCGUGGCCCUCACCGCGUCUUUUGAAGCCAGGCUGAACAAACUUUUUUGUUUUUUAAAAGAACUUCUGGCUUCAUCAGUAAAGGCAGCUGGGAGGACUGGGAAGGGCUUUCCCUUAGCAUCACAGCACGGCUCUAGUUCUGGCAAGCCACGUCAAAAUUUGCUUCGCACCCCAUCUGCAGCGGGGCAGGAAUCUGGACUUUUUUUUUUCUUGCUGCGUUUUUGAUAUUAUUUGGUAUUUGCGGGUUACUCACAGCCCGUAACCCGCAGCCGCCAAGCCGAGAGCGAUCCCAGCGCGAGGCUUGAGCCUGGGGUGAUUUUAAGGGCCACUCAGUACAACUAAAAUCCCCUGUAAAACCAAAUCGUGUGGCUCUGACAAAUUAUUUUGCUGCUGGAUGGACGCGAGCCCUGUCGUUGAAGGGGACAGGGGAGGCGAAACGUGUUUAUAUAUACACAUAUUACUGGUGCUUGCCAACCUUUUUUUUUUUCCUGUUUUAUAAUUUUGUAUAUAUAAACAGAAUAUCAUUCCAGAACCUCUCUUCUCUCCUCCUGGAGCCUGCAUUAUGCUGGGGUGUUGGAAAAGCCCUUUCCUCUCCUGCUGGCAUCGGCCGUCCCCAGAGCAGGGGCUAGCGCUUCACUGCAACAGCGGGUUUUCAGGUUCGUGCCCUGCGUCCUGGUAGCAAUUAACUGCGCGGUGGGCUUCUUGCACUACUCAAAAACUUGUGUUUAGUUUGUUUUCUUUGUAAAAAUGCCCCCAGGCCUUUGCUGCCAGCUGACCUUUGGGUUGCAGAGCCAGCAGGCCCCCAGUUUGCCGCUGGCCGUCCCGCUUUGCCCCACGCAGCCCAGCGCGGUUGUCCCUUGGGAAGGGCCCUGCCGCGGGCACGGGUGGGUUUUUGGUGAUGCUGAAGGUGCAGGUCGCUCUCUGUGGGGUGUCCAGAAGUGACAAAGUGCUGCUUUGGGAAGUCCCCCUGCUGCACCUCGUUGUGUUUUCCCUUCCCAAAUUUUAAGAGCCUUGAAGCAGCACCCGGAGCAUGGACAUAAAAUCACAAAAAGGGUGAAUUUGUGGUUCCCUCAGCCCCUGUGCCUUUGCUCCCGCGACUCAGAGAGACCCAGAGAUUCUCCCUUCUUGCUUUCCAUGCCCUUCCUGCCCCAAAACGGAGGUGGGGCCCUGUUUGGGUCCCCAUCACUCAGGAAACGUCACACAAGCCAUGCGGGGCCGUCGCCGCCCCGGGGCUUCGCCCCCCAAAGCAGGGUGCAGCGUCCGACAAUCCGCACCAACCCCUCACCCUUCUUCUGCUUCAGGUCAGGGUUUUUCUCGCUGCCGGGAGCCUGGGUUUGUGAAAAAGGAAAUAACUUUCUGUUAAAGGUGAUUUUUGUAGGAUAAAAGGUGUCAAUGACUCUGGAAUAAGCAGGCACGCGUGGUGUGCUGGGUCCCCAGGUGAGACGGGGGCGCGGUGGGACCCCCCAAAAUUUGGGGGAUUUUGCCCCCGCCACCCCCAGCCCGUGCAAUGCCUCCUCCCCCAGGGAAUAGCACUUACUGCCAGGAUUUUCCUGCACAGGAAUGUUUUGUAUCAGUGUUUUAUCCAGGGGGCGGGAGGCGCCCACAGCUGAUUUUCUGAGGGCUUUCGCGGUACAGACUUAACUGGACAAAAUCGUCCUUUUGCUUGUGGCUCUUUCCUUUUUUGUUCUUGUUUUUAAUGGAGAAACUGGUGCAGGGUUGCUUUUUUUUCUUUCAGUUUGGGACUAUUUCGUUUUUUUUUGUUUUUUUUUUUUUAACACUUCAAAACAGAAAAGCCUUCUCGUCUUUCCGCAGCGAUGACAGCAGGCUUCCACAACGCCUGUCGGGGUGGCUGGCGUCUCAUUAUUUCGCUUUUCUCCCCUUUCCCAUCCCUUUCCUUCAUUAUUUUUUAACUCGCUUCCAGCCAGCUCCCGACCAUCUUUUCUGCUCUCAACCAACUCCUCUUCAGCCCCAGCCUGUAAACUCAGCUUGGAGAGUUUUCCCUGGUCCGGCUGCCUCCCACGUGUAUGUAUGUAUAUAGGAACCUCUUAAUUGGGCACUAAUUGGAGGCUGCUCUCCCUCUCCAGCCCGGCCAUGGUGACGCCCUGCUGCUGCUGAGGGUGCUUGCACCCCGAGAGGAAAACCGAGCACACGUAGCACAGGGUGGCCCCGCGCUGGCACCCAGCGCCCCAUCACCAUCAGUGGGUGACAUCGGGGUGGGUGACAGGCGGUGGUGGCACGGGGAAAAGGGGUUGGGGACGCUUGUCCCCAUGCUCCUGCGGGCCCCCGCUGCCCGGCCGGGCUGGGAUGAUGCCGUAUCGGUGGAUUUUCUGUCUUCUUCGGAGCUUUUCUCGGCUGUCUUCCAAGUAUUAUUUUUAUUGGGAAAAAAAAAAAAAAGAAAUAAAAAAAAAUAAAAAUGUGAAAUGUAAUUUUUACAGCAGCAAUAUGAAAUAUAUUUUAUAAGAAAUAAAAAGAAAAGUUGC
Molecule: messenger RNA, 4986 nt
Organism: Cygnus atratus (black swan)
Lineage: Eukaryota; Metazoa; Chordata; Aves; Anseriformes; Anatidae
Gene: ZNF395
Product: zinc finger protein 395
Exons: 9
Coding region: 482-1768 (428 amino acids)
Biological process (GO): regulation of transcription by RNA polymerase II
Cellular component (GO): nucleus
Molecular function (GO): DNA-binding transcription factor activity; RNA polymerase II cis-regulatory region sequence-specific DNA binding
Source: RefSeq, a predicted model, not a curated record